Jaculus jaculus (lesser Egyptian jerboa) is the source of this 983-nucleotide messenger RNA. Its product is annotated as BLOC-1-related complex subunit 8. NCBI's taxonomy places the organism in Eukaryota, Metazoa, Chordata, Mammalia, Rodentia, Dipodidae. Gene Ontology annotation, cellular component: BORC complex. The record is from RefSeq and is a predicted model, not a curated record. The transcript has a single exon. The coding region runs from base 106 to 435 and encodes 109 amino acids.
GGAACUGAACAUCCAGCGUUCAGAUUCCGCCGGGAAGACUUAGGCAGAGAGCCCAGCCUUUGGACUUCUGGUUCCGGUUCUUGCAUUCCGCGGGCUACGGUCGCCAUGGAGGAGCCAGAGAUGCAGCUGAAGGGGAAGAAAGUCACGGACAAGUUCACUGAGAGCGUCUAUGUCCUGGCCAAUGAGCCAUCGGUGGCCCUAUACCGCUUGCAGGAACAUGUGCGCCGCUCACUGCCUGAGCUGGCCCAGCACAAGGCUGACAUGCAGCGCUGGGAGGAGCAGAGCCAGGGAGCCAUCUACACCGUGGAGUAUGCCUGCAGUGCUGUGAAGAACCUGGUUGACAGUAGUGUGUACUUCCGCAGCGUGGAAGGCCUACUCAAACAGGCCAUCAGCAUCCGGGACCACAUGAAUGCCAGCUCCCAGGGCCACAGGUAGCCUCUGUGCACCCACCUGUGCCCUACUCUGUCAUCAACAUUGCCAGCCCAGUUGCUCAGUGUCUGGAGAUUUCUGCUUGUCACUUGUCACCAGACUCUGAGCCCAGUGGUAUACCUGAGCUGGGCACCAGGAACACAGCUGGGGCAAAGCAGCUGGCUUCUAGGGAGAUGGCAGCCGAGUCAAUCCACAGCAGGCAGGAGCAUGUAAACUUCAUUGCAAGGGAAGCAAUGGAUUCUCCACAAUGCCGUGGGGACCAAGGCAAUGCCAAGACCCAGGAGCCUGUACUCUGAACACGUUAGAGGAGCCUGUCUGUGUCGUAGCAAGUGAGCGAGGCAGGUGAAAGCAGGGCCUCUCCACCCGGGCCAUACUCCUCUCAAACUGAGGGAGAGUCAAAAAUGAAAAAAGAAAGAAAAAAAUGCUUACUGUUUUGGCACAGGAGGGGUAUGGAGAGCUAACUUGUAUUUCCUCUGUUUUUGUCAUAACUUAAUAAACAUGCCUCUGACAAAAAAAAAAAAAUCACAUUGGCUACCAUCAUGAAAACAAAUGAU